Molecule: messenger RNA, 2286 nt
Organism: Pelobates fuscus (common spadefoot toad)
Lineage: Eukaryota; Metazoa; Chordata; Amphibia; Anura; Pelobatidae
Gene: RAB5A
Product: RAB5A, member RAS oncogene family
Exons: 6
Coding region: 240-890 (216 amino acids)
Biological process (GO): vesicle-mediated transport
Molecular function (GO): GTPase activity; GTP binding
Source: RefSeq, a predicted model, not a curated record
GAGGUCAUGUGAUUGGGCCAGACCGGAGCCAUCGGGGCAGCCAGGAACCUGGCAGAGAGCAGGGAGGAGGCGGCGGAGGAGUGAAAGGAGAAGAGGCGGCCGGGCGGAGACCGCUCCCUGAUAUGAUUGUGACUGCUCGCUGGCCAUUACCAAAAGGAUAGAAGAGACCUGUUCCACACAUUUUAAUUACUGGUCCAGUUUUCUGUACAAGCAAAAGACUCUGUCACAAAAACUUAAGCAUGGCUAGCCGAGGAGGAGCCACCAGACCCAAUGGACCAAAUGCUGGGAAUAAAAUCUGUCAGUUCAAGCUUGUCCUUCUAGGAGAGUCGGCUGUGGGAAAGUCCAGUCUAGUACUACGCUUCGUAAAGGGACAGUUUCAUGAAUUCCAAGAGAGCACAAUCGGAGCUGCUUUUCUAACCCAGACCGUUUGCCUUGAUGAUACAACAGUUAAAUUUGAAAUCUGGGAUACAGCUGGUCAAGAAAGAUACCACAGUUUAGCUCCAAUGUACUAUCGGGGAGCCCAAGCUGCAAUAGUUGUAUAUGACAUUACAAAUGAGGAAUCAUUUGCAAGAGCAAAGAACUGGGUGAAAGAGCUUCAGAGACAAGCAAGCCCAAACAUUGUCAUAGCUUUAUCGGGUAACAAGGCAGAUCUGGCUUCCAAGCGUGCUGUGGAUUUUCAAGAAGCCCAGGCUUAUGCUGAUGAUAACAGUUUGUUGUUCAUGGAGACGUCUGCUAAGACAUCUGUGAAUGUGAAUGAAAUAUUCAUGGCAAUAGCUAAAAAAUUGCCCAAGACGGAACCACACACUGGAGGAGGAAACACCACCAGAGGAAGAGGAGUAGAUCUUACUGAAGCUGCACAACCUAGCAAAAGUCAAUGCUGUAGUAACUAACUAAGCCCUUAUGUACUUUACACUGUAUUGAUAUUCUUUUGCUUCCUAAUUGUUCAUAACAAUUGAGUGUUUAACCUUUUCUUGGCCUUAGAGCCAGCCCUUCAGCGCAAUGCGUUGCAAGUCCCCCUGGCAGUAAAUAUUUUUUCUUGGCCCAGUGAAAUAUAAAGUAAAAAAAAAAAAAAAAACACAAAGACUUACUAUGUGGUAUAAUUUCUAAUACUGAAUUAUUUUACUGCUGAAUCUGGUUUUUAACAUGCAUGCAUUACUUUCUGAAAGAAGUUCAGUUGUUGUAGUGUGAAAGAAUAUACUGAUCAAUUAAAACCAAAUCCUUAAACUGGUAAAAAUGAAAUAAUAAUUUUUAGCAAUAUUUAGCGUGGCUGAAUAUGUGACCUCAUGAAGUCAAUAUUUUUAACCAGUCAACCAUCAAGGGGUGAGCAUCUCAUAGAACAGUAACAUUUUUUACCCCUUAAAUUUUUCUUCCAGUAGCAAACCCAGUAAAACCAUGGCAUUUUGGAAAACGGUAAAUAUUGAUCCUAAGUGGAAUACUUUUGAAUGGUUUUGUUCUAAUCACGAUUAAUAAUGCUAUUUGAAGCAGGGUAUGAAAACUUCUUCUUUGCAGUAUUUGUUCAAAAUCUCCCUUAAUACAGCACAACCCAAACAUACAUUCCACUUUAUUUAUAAGUUUUCAGCCUUUAAUCUUUUGGUUCCUUUCUUAAAAAAUAAGUAAAAUACGAUCUCCUUGUAGAUUUUUCUUCUUUCUCAUUGAAUACUUAUUUCUUUCUAACAUUUGAAAACAACAUAUAAAAAUCAUGUUUAAAUCCCAUGAAAGAUUGUCAAGGUAAUUCAUUGGAGAUGUAAUUUUCUUUCCUUGGUACACAGCACUCUUUAGUUUCUGUUUUAUAAUUCUGCUCUUUUGGGUGGUGUUUUUUUUUCUCAUCAUUGCUAAAUAAAAUUCUAAUAUAUCCAAUGUUUUAACAAUCAUGUACUCCAUUUAGUUAUCUUAAAAUCAGAAAGUAAAUUGUAUUGUAAAUAGGGUACUGAAUUGUAGUCUUCACUUAUGUUUAAUAUGUUCUGUUACUUGUAAGAUUUUGGUUAAAAAUGUACAGUUACUAAAAAAAAAUUAUGAAAUAAAAAGCUAACGUUUUUUUCCUCUUUCCCGAUUUGCUCUUACACUGCUAACUGCAUCUCAUUUAACACUGUAACAUUUUAUUUCCUGUAUGUAUUAAAGGUGAACAUUUGAGCAUUGGGUUUAAAUGUGUGUAAAAACUGUAUAAUCCUUUUGAGAACUGAAAGAAAAUUUUAGCAGGCAUUAAACUAAUCAUAAAGCUUUGAUUCAAUAUCAAGUUUCUUGCUCAUGGAAUAUUUUUAAGUAAUAAUAAAAUUCUUUUACGAGUUU